AUGGAAGAUUCGGCCGAAAUCUAUCUGGAACAGGUUCCAAUGGGAUUUUCAGGUUUUCGAUCCAACCCAGAGCUUGAAAUAUCUGAUGAUGAAGAAGAAGAAGAGGCUCAAGAAAAGGAUUUAACAAAGAAUGAGUUUGAAGAUUUUCUACAAAGUAUCUCUAUCACUGAAGAGGAUGUGGCUAUCACACCUUCUGUUGUGACUGAAAGAGAUCGUGACUCAACUGUGCAAUCUUAUACACCUACCUCUAAACAGAUGGAUGCUCUUAUUGUUGAACUUCAACGAACUGUCAGGAAGCCUCCCCAAACAGUUUCUGUUACAACCGAACCUCCAUCUGAGAGUGAUCAAGAAGAUUCAGCUCACGUUCUACUCCCAGGAAAAAGGAAAAGAAAAGAUCCAAGACUUGGAGUGCUUAUCCCAAACCCUGUUCAAAAUAUUUCAAGGACGAUACCUAAAUCCACUCCAAUAGAUCAAGAUUUUGAAAGCCAUAUUGUUGAACAAGAAUUAUUCCCUUCAGAAGGUGUUAAAGCUUCUGGAAACUCUUUUAAAGCCCUCGAACUAGAUAUUUCAAAAGGCAAGAGCAAGUUGCCUGAGCUUGAGUUUGUAGAUAUUUCGGCUUCUAGUUGUGGUCCAACCAAUCUAACUUCUCAACCUGCAAGUGAAAGAGUUGUAAUACCUGCUCUGGAUGCAAAUCUUGACACAUUUUUAUCUUCUGAUACUGCUUCUGCUCAAGAAAGAAGAAAGAAGCAAAUCAGGGUUGAGCAUCCAAGAGGGAAGAUGUUAGUGAUGAAACAUUCAGACCAAAAUGCUCCAGGUGAUCACCCUGAGAUGUUUCUUAGAGAGAUUGGGAAGAAAGUUACAGAUAAAUAUGGGGACCGCUCUGGUAUUUUGAUGUGGGGAUAUGAUGCAGAUAAGAAAAUGUGGAUCGUAAAGCGAAAGAGCGGACAAAUUGAAUAUUAUGAGAAGAAAGUCGACUUUCUGUCUUUGACAAAAGUUGAUCUUUUUGAACUUAUUCACGCUCCUUUCCACAAUCCAACCAAUGAUCCCAUGGCCUGGUCUUGUAAGAGUUUUCUUGAGGAUAAAGCUAAAAAUAACUUUGAAGGCAUGAAGACGGUUUCUUCAUUUACGAAAAAGGCCAAGGAUGUCAUUGAUCCUCGCACUAACAAAACCAUGGUGAAUGUUAUGUGGCUGCCUACAAAGCAAGCUAAAUGA
Messenger RNA from Lactuca saligna, 1212 nucleotides. The record is from the annotation of a GenBank genome assembly. NCBI's taxonomy places the organism in Eukaryota, Viridiplantae, Streptophyta, Magnoliopsida, Asterales, Asteraceae.